Pseudoliparis swirei is the source of this 3827-nucleotide messenger RNA. RefSeq names its product solute carrier family 25 member 36-A-like. Gene Ontology annotation, cellular component: mitochondrion. NCBI's taxonomy places the organism in Eukaryota, Metazoa, Chordata, Actinopteri, Perciformes, Liparidae. Gene Ontology annotation, biological process: pyrimidine nucleotide import into mitochondrion. The record is from RefSeq and is a predicted model, not a curated record. The transcript has 7 exons. Gene Ontology annotation, molecular function: pyrimidine nucleotide transmembrane transporter activity. Bases 540 to 1451 code for a protein of 303 amino acids.
AUAGUCGCACAAAAAAAUAUAUAUAUAUUCAAAUAAUUGAUUUAGUCAUCUGCUGUUUAAAAAGAUGCACUUAAGAAAUGUCCUACUGUUUUUGUAGUUUUUGCCUGUCACAUGUUUGUUCUGUUACAAAUGGUCUACAACUGAAUGUCGUUGUGCAUCCCUUUGAGUUGCAUAAUGUCAAUAAAGGAUGGUUGAAUCCUUUGAAUUUAUUUUAUUAUUUUAAAAGGUCGUCACAGGAAGUGCUCAUAUGAGAUGCAGAGUAAUAUUUUCAGAAAAGGUCUUUAAAAUCAUACAAAAUAAAGUAUAGCAACAAAUCAUAUCCACUGCAACUAAAUAUGCUUUUACUUUGAAAACCUGCUGGAUUGUUUUUCCCUUUCUCUUUGUAGCUUGAUGGUCGUGGCAGCAGCCAGUCUGGGAGGCUGUCUGGAUGCUUGUGAAGCUGCCAGCUCAUCACAAUCCCAACCUCACUGCUCCAUCUGCUGGACCAGCUGCAGCAAUGCACAUGCUGCCUUCAGGGUCUCCAUCGGUGGGACGAGCAGAUGUGGUGUGUUCAAAUAUGUGGCGGCACGGUCGGAGCCAUCUUGACGUGUCCGCUGGAAGUCGUGAAGACCCGGCUGCAGUCGUCCUCCAUCACCCUCUACGUGUCUGAGGUGCAGCUCAGUACCGUCAACGGGGGCGGCGUGGCCCGCAUGUCCCCGCCGGGCCCCCUGCACUGCCUCAAGUUGAUAUUGGAGAAGGAAGGACCCCGCUCCCUCUUCAGGGGCUUGGGGCCCAACUUGGUGGGCGUGGCACCUUCCAGAGCGAUCUACUUUGCUGCCUACUCCACCGCCAAAGAGAAGCUGAACGGGGUGUUGGAGCCCGACUCCACGCAGGUGCACAUGGUGUCGGCUGGAAUGGCAGGUUUUACAGCCAUCACAGCCACUAAUCCCAUCUGGCUCAUAAAGACUCGCCUGCAGCUGGACGCCAGGAACCGAGACGAGCGGCGGAUGAGCGCGUUGGAGUGCGUGCGACGCGUGUACCAGACGGACGGCGUGCGAGGCUUCUACCGGGGAAUGUCGGCGUCCUACGCCGGCAUCUCAGAGACUGUGAUCCACUUUGUGAUCUACGAGAACAUCAAGCGGCGCCUCCUGGAGGCCAAGGCGCCGCAGAACAUGGACGACGAGGAGGAGACGUCCAAGGACGCGUCGGACUUCAUCGGGAUGAUGCUCGCCGCCGCCGCCUCCAAGACCUGUGCCACGACGAUCGCGUAUCCUCACGAGGUGAUCCGGACGCGGCUACGCGAGGAGGGCACCAAGUACAACUCGUUCUUCCAGACUCUGGCCACGGUGCCCAAGGAGGAGGGCUACCGCGCGCUGUACCGCGGCCUCGCCACGCACCUGGUGCGCCAGAUCCCCAACACCGCCAUCAUGAUGUGCACCUACGAGCUGGUGGUCUACCUGCUGAACGGUUAGCGCCUCGGCUUCAGACUGUGGAUGCAACCCAGACCCCCCCCCCACGGAGAUGGAGAGAGAGGAGGAGGAGGAAGAAGAGCCAACAGGACGGAGACGCCGCCGUGACGCCAGCGCUCCUUAAAAUGAAAAGAAAUAAGUUGUCCUAUUUAUAGAUUUUAUUCCAUCUUUUCUUUUUUUUGCCUCCGUUUGCUUCUUCACGACUCGUCUGAAGACGAGUUCCAGUCUAUUCUGCCUCUAACGGGACUAAUAAUGACAAAGUACAGUAAUUCCAAUCCUUACUACCUAGUGUAUAUAAGACCACCCCCCCUAGCCCCGCCCCUUUUCAAAAAGUCUUUCAUGAGCAUCGUGCAGUAUUCCCUUCAUCCAUCAGAGACACAAAUACAAGAGAUUCAAGAGAGACGGAGGAGGAGGAGCAGCACACGGGUUCUGGAGAAGGAGUCGUUCACUGGUUUUCGUGCGUUUUCAGGCGAACCUUCUCGGCGCCAAACGAAAAACCAGGAGACGCCAUCUUUAACUACUGGAAUGUAAAUAAAGGGGUGGAGCUCUGGCCCCACGGCGAGGUUUAAAACACAGAUUUCAACAAACAGUUUGUUCUUCACCAUUUCUUUACGUCUUUCUCCAGAAUCUUCUCACGUUUUUGCUUUUUUUUUCCCCCCCUCAGCUUUAUUUUAGUUUCUUUUCCAGGCGAGGACGAUCCUCCCGAGUUCCCUCUGGGAGCGGGUUGUCGCGGCGGGACUAUGCUCUUCAUAAGAACGUUAAUUCAACGCAGACGCGCGUGAAGCAAACAAACCGGAUGUUUCGUUGGUUUCAUCCUCUUGUUCGUGUUUCUGUUUUUCUUUUAAACGUGAACUUCACUGUAGUUUCAGGAAAGCUGCUCGCGCUCUGACUUCACGUCACGCUUCAAACGGUACGGCCGAGAAAAGGCCCGGUUCGCCUCCUUCCUCUUGAACACCCAGCGGGGUAACCCCCCCUCACCCCUCCUUCUCCUCCUCCCCCGUCGUCCGGUGACUCCACACAACACCGACGUUUAAAACUCGUCGUCUUGCGGCUCUCUUUCUCCCCUCUCCCUCUCAAGCCGUUGACGUGAUCCUCAAUGUGAACACACACACACACACACACACACACAGACACACACACAGACACACACACAGACACACACAGACACACACACACAGAUUGGAUCUGGUCAGUGAUGACGGGGAAGCAGCCGACACGUCUCUUGAUGGAGUGAAGACGAGUCCUUGGGGUGCAGUUGGCUUGUGAUGGGGGGGGGGGGGGGGGGGCUGGCUUCAUGUGUGUUUUUGUUUGUUUUUAAGGUCAUUUCACUCAAAUUCCCACAAUGCAUUUAGGUGAAACGAGCCUGUAACUAUAAUGGUGCAAUGCACCUCUUUCACUCGUAUCAGUGUCCGCCGUGCGACGCAUUAUUCCCAGCAUCCAACGGGUAUUCUUUUGCACCCACAUGUUUGCGGCGUGUGUGUGUGUAUGUAUCUGUCUGUGUGUGUGUAUGUAUGUAUCUGCCUGUGUGUGUGUAUGUAUGUAUCUGCCUGUGUGUGUGUGUAUGUAUCUGCCUGUGUGUGUGUAUGUAUCUGCCUGUGUGUGUGUGUGUGUGUGUGUAUGUAUCUGUCUGUGUGUGUGUGUAUGUAUCUGCCUGUGUGUGUGUAUGUAUCUGUGUGUCUGUGUGUGUGUGUGUGUAUGUAUCUGCCUGUGUGUGUGUAUGUAUCUGCCUGUGUGUGUGUGUGUAUGUAUCUGCCUGUGUGUGUGUGUAUGUAUCUGCCUGUGUGUGUGUAUGUAUCUGCCUGUGUGUGUGUGUAUGUAUCUGCCUGUGUGGGUGUGUAUGUAUCUGCCUGUGUGUGUGUAUGUAUCUGCCUGUGUGUGUGUAUCUGCCUGUGUGUGUGUGUGUAUGUAUCUGCCUGUGUGUGUGUAUGUAUCUGCCUGUGUGUGUGUAUGUAUCUGCCUGUGUGUGUGUGUGUAUGUAUCUGCCUGUGUGUGUGUGUGUAUGUAUCUGCCUGUGUGUGUGUAUCUGCCUGUGUGUGUGUGUGUAUGUAUCUGCCUGUGUGUGUGUAUGUAUCUGCCUGUGUGUGUGUGUAUGUAUCUGCCUGUGUGUGUGUAUGUAUCUGCCUGUGUGUGUGUGUAUGUAUCUGCCUGUGUGUGUGUGUAUGUAUCUGCCUGUGUGUGUGUGUGUGUGUAUGUAUCUGCCUGUGUGUGUGUGUGUGUAUGUAUCUGCCUGUGUGUGUAUCUGCCUGUGUGUGUGUGUGUGUGUGUAUCUGCCUGUGUGUGUGUGUGUGUGUGUGAGAGAGACAGGAGGGAGUGUAUGCGCUCAGAGUAAUGGCUGCAAACAGUGUUGUUUUUAUCUUUUUAAAUAAAUCGUUGCCUUUU